UCUACUACACCCCUUCCAGCUGUCAGAUAUAAAGAGAGCAGGACAGAGGUUUGUUUCACUGCCUUGCUUCCCUUCAUCUGGAUUGAGAUUUAUAAAACAUGGAGAGCAUUCUAAAGCAGAUGGUGAGGCUGCUAUCUCUGAUAGCACUGGUCUAUGGCUGUUGUGGUGAAUCUCAAGUAUGUACAGUUCCUGAAUGUAUAACCAAUACUAGCCAUCUAAGCAUCCUAGAGACAAGAAAAAUUCUGAUGGGAUAUAAUUGUAUCAAUAAAAAAGAUCUUUCAGGUAAAGUCUUCACAAUCCCAACCAAUGAUGCAAACCCAUAUAUAAAGCUUCAUGCCAACAUCAACAAGCCUAUUACUGCUAUGACCAUGUGUCAGAGGUUCAACUCUGGCUUAGAACGAGGCCAGACUCUUUUCUCACUGGCAACAAAGUCUGCUGACAACGAAUUGAUGUUGUACAAAUCGUCCCUGGGAACGUAUCGAGUCCAUGUCAGACUAAGGUCACUGGAUUUCUUCAAUCUACCAGAUGGUAUAAAUGAAUGGAUCUCUCUCUGCUGGACCUGGGACUCUAAAACUGGUCUGACUCAGCUGUGGCUGAAUGGGAAGAGAAGUGCACGGAGGGUUAUUAGUCCUCAUGGGACUAUAACUGGUGAACCAAGCAUAGUGUUAGGUCAAGAUCAGGACACGUAUGGCGGAGGCUUUGAUCCCAAUCAGUCCUUUGUGGGGGAUGUCACUGAUGUCCACUUCUGGGACAAAGUCCUUUCACCAUGUGAUAUUAAAUACUAUAUGCAUGGACAAAUUAAAAGUCCUGGGAAUCUUCUCAACUGGGAAGCAUUGCAAUUUACCACCAACGGAAAAGUGUUCAUAGAGAAAAGUGACUUUAUAUGUUAGGGUUGGGGUAUUUCCAGGUGAUCUACGAUGCUCUUUGUUAAGCCUUGCUGAGACUUCUUUGAUGUUCAUCUUUGAUCUUUGAUGUAAUUUGGGCUAUUUGGGACCCUUACAUUUAUUCCCCGGUUCUGUGUUGGUGUGACAGAAGACAAGCAUGAUAUGUAACUAAAUCAAAUAUGAAAAUAUGAAAAAAGCAUUGCAAUUUACCACCAAGGCAAAAGUGUUCAUAGAGAAAAGUGACUUUGUAUAUUAGGGUUGUGGUGUUUCCAGGUGAUCUUAUAUGCUCUUUGUUAAAUCCACAUUAUUCAUGCACAAUAUUUUGAUUCCUGAAAUCAAAUGUCCAUUUCCAUAGGUUGUCUAGCCCAAGCUUGCAGAACCACGUUUGACAUGCUCUGCAGAAAGAUAUAGGUUCAGGUCAUUUACUGAAACGUUGCUUCUUAAUUUCAGUAUGUUGAAACUUAGUUUAGAAUGGUUUUGCAAUGCACUGUAAUGUAGCCUAAUUUCGCAAAAUUAUUACAAGACAAACAUGUUUCUUAUUUGUCGCAUCGACUCUGAUCGACAAAAGAAAAACUCUCAAGCCUGUGUAAAAUAUUUUUGCUAAUAUUGUAAGUAAAGUUUUGUCAUUUCAAACCAAAUUUCCUAAUUAGAUGAUGCCCAUUAAAAUGUAUGGAUAGAAAUGUAUGUGUUCCUAAUGCAUAAACGUGGAAAUACACGACA
This is a messenger RNA of Esox lucius (northern pike), 1604 nucleotides long. RefSeq names its product serum amyloid P-component-like. The coding region runs from base 99 to 890 and encodes 263 amino acids. Lineage: Eukaryota; Metazoa; Chordata; Actinopteri; Esociformes; Esocidae. The record is from RefSeq and is a predicted model, not a curated record. The transcript is spliced from 4 exons.